Messenger RNA from Macrosiphum euphorbiae (potato aphid), 750 nucleotides. NCBI's taxonomy places the organism in Eukaryota, Metazoa, Arthropoda, Insecta, Hemiptera, Aphididae. The record is from the annotation of a GenBank genome assembly.
AUGGACUCGAAAGCGAGCAAAAAGAAAGUCUCCGAGUCAGAGGAUUUUACCAAACACGCUGCAUAUCUAUUGAAACUCGACUAUCCCAACUCGCGAUUCAACAAGUGCGACGCACGUGACGGUCCACAGCUUGUUAACGUGAGCAGAGAACGGUACGAACUACUUUCGAGUCGCAUCCACCAAACGUUUGCAAAUUGCAACAUCAGUGAGAUACGCCAAGUCUACGCCCCGCAUAUGUACGCCAUUUAUAAGCUGCGCUAUGAAGAAAUGAAAUUGAUUGUUCACCAAAGUAAAGUCAAAAAAAAAAAUUUGUACCACGUGACAACAGAGGACAGAGCCCUGGAGUCACUGGAGAGUGGACUCGAUUGGAGGCGCACUCGGCGUGCCAAGUUCGGGUGCGGCGUGUCGUUCAGUGACGACGCUGAUUACGCUAAUUUCUACUCUGAUAACUCGGCCGGAGGAAGACGAGUGAUUAUGAUAUGCUCCGUGCUGGUGAGAAAAACGUACGACAUUCCCGAAGGGGACAACGGGGACAGUCUGAUCGUACCACCCGGCUGUGCAGACACGACUGUUAGUCACAACGGCCGCGUAUACGUAAAGUACAACGAUAAUGAUUUUUAUCCAAAGUACUUUGUGUACUACACUCGAACAUCAGAAAACAUGACCGAGAGCAAAUAUUUCCGUGGCAACACCCGCCGGGCGAGGUCGAUGGGAUUGGUUGGAUCGAUGAGAGCUAUGAAUCUUUAUUGA